This is a messenger RNA of Morus notabilis, 2455 nucleotides long. Its product is annotated as transmembrane 9 superfamily member 11. Bases 118 to 2214 code for a protein of 698 amino acids. Lineage: Eukaryota; Viridiplantae; Streptophyta; Magnoliopsida; Rosales; Moraceae. The transcript is spliced from 2 exons. Gene Ontology annotation, biological process: protein localization to membrane. The record is from RefSeq and is a predicted model, not a curated record. Gene Ontology annotation, cellular component: membrane.
AUUUUGAUGCAUCGAGAAAAGGCUAGAAGACCUCGUCGGUGGUGUGGCACUUUCACACGACAGGAGCAAAACCUUUUUUUAUAAAAUCUGUUUCUCGUGCCCUUCCUUCACGCUCUCAUGCUAUUGGUAUCUUCUUCUUCUAAUACCAGCCCACAGAUUCUCAGAGCUGCGAGAUCUCUGCUGCUUUUAGAUGACUCAUUCCUUGCUAGAGAUCUGACUCAAAUCGGAGACAAACCGCUCAAAAUGGACGCUUUUAAUCGAUUUAGGAUCUGGGUCUUGACCAUUUUCUUGAUUUUUCAAUUGGGUUAUGGGUUUUAUCUCCCGGGUAGUUAUCCCCACAAGUACGUCGUCGGAGACUUCCUAAACGUGAAAGUCAAUUCUCUGACCUCCAUUGAUACAGAAAUGCCUUUUAGUUACUACAGUUUGCCCUUUUGCAAGCCUCUUGAGGGUGUUAAGGACAGCGCCGAGAAUCUCGGAGAGCUUCUCAUGGGUGAUCGGAUCGAAAACUCCCCUUAUCGUUUCAAAAUGUACACCAAUGAGUCUGAGAUCUAUCUCUGCAAAGUCGAUGCCUUGUCUGCAGAUCAGUUCAAGCUCUUGACAAAGAGGAUUGAUGAGAUGUACCAGGUUAACUUGAUCCUGGACAAUUUGCCUGCAAUUCGUUACACCCAGAAAGAAGGUUACACCUUGAGGUGGACCGGUUACCCUGUUGGAGUUAAGAUUAAAGAUUCUUACUAUGUGUUUAACCAUUUGAAGUUUAAGGUUCUUGUUCACAAGUAUGAGGAGGCGAAUGUGGCGCGUGUGAUGGGCACUGGGGAUGCUGCUGAGGUUAUUCCGACAAUAGGGAAGGGAUCCGAUGUGCCCGGGUACAUGGUUGUAGGGUUUGAGGUGAUACCUUGCAGUACUAUGCAUAAGGCUGAUUUAGUGAAGAACUUGAAGAUGUAUGAAAAGUACCCAUCUGCUAUCAAGUGUGAUCCUACCUCUGUGUCCGUUCCUGUGAAGGAAGGGAAGCCAAUUGUGUUCACUUAUGAGAUCGAAUUUGAGGAGAGUGAUAUCAAGUGGCCAUCGCGUUGGGAUGCAUAUUUGAAGAUGGAGGGAUCCAAAGUCCAUUGGUUCUCCAUUCUCAAUUCCCUUAUGGUCAUCACUUUCCUUGCCGGUAUCGUCCUUGUGAUCUUUUUGAGGACUGUGCGGCGUGAUCUUACUAGGUACGAGGAGCUUGACAAGGAGGCUCAAGCACAGAUGAAUGAGGAGUUGUCCGGUUGGAAGCUUGUUGUUGGGGAUGUCUUCCGUGCCCCGACAAAUCCUGCCCUUUUGUGUAUAAUGGUUGGUGACGGAGUUCAGAUUCUUGGCAUGGCAGUGGUCACCAUACUUUUUGCUGCUCUUGGAUUCAUGUCGCCAGCAUCUCGUGGGACACUCAUUACCGGUAUGUUGUUCUUCUAUAUGAUCCUUGGGAUUGCAGCUGGAUACGUUGCAAUUCGUCUUUGGAGGACAAUCGGCGGCGGUGACUCCACGGGAUGGGUUUCUGUCUCAUGGCGUGUUGCUUGUUUCUUCCCUGGUAUUGCCUUUUUGAUUCUUACCACUCUGAAUUUCAUUUUGUGGGGUAGCCACAGUACUGGAGCCAUUCCAUUUUCUCUCUUUGUUAUUUUACUUUUACUCUGGUUCUGUAUUUCUGUUCCCCUUACCCUUGUUGGAGGUUACUUUGGGGCUAAGGCACCUCCCAUUGAAUACCCGGUCAGGACCAACCAAAUUCCUAGGGAAAUCCCUCCACAGAAAUACCCUUCAUGGCUGCUAGUCCUUGGUGCCGGGACUCUUCCCUUUGGUACUCUCUUCAUUGAGCUCUUUUUCAUCAUGUCUAGCAUUUGGAUGGGGCGUGUGUACUAUGUUUUCGGGUUUCUAUUCAUUGUUUUGAUCCUUCUCGUCGUGGUUUGCGCGGAGGUAUCUCUUGUUCUCACUUACAUGCACUUGUGUGUGGAGGACUGGAAAUGGUGGUGGAAGUCCUUCUUUGCUUCUGGUUCAGUUGCCAUUUACAUAUUCUUGUACUCUGUGAACUACCUUGUGUUUGAUCUCAAGAGUUUGAGCGGACCCGUCUCUGCCACUCUCUACUUGGGGUAUUCCCUCUUCAUGGUUGUGGCAAUCAUGCUCGCAACCGGCACAAUUGGGUUCCUUUCUUCAUUCUGGUUCGUGCACUACCUGUUCUCUUCUGUCAAGGUCGACUGAAGAAUCUUUCCGACGAGGAUUUGGCAACCUUGAGGAGCAGUAGUGGUUGGCCUGACUGACCAGCGGAGAAUUAACCUAAUGCAGGCGCUCUUACAAUUACAGAUGUUCUAUCAUAUCAUGUGUUACUUGUCUUUAAUUUUGAAUUUGCUAGGGAACUUAGUUGAAUGUAAUAACAAUAAUCCAGUUUUGUUGCUUCAUUCUUUAAUAGAUGGAACCUCAUGGAAAUAAAAUUUGAACUAAA